This is a messenger RNA of Gadus morhua (Atlantic cod), 4260 nucleotides long. RefSeq names its product spectrin, beta, non-erythrocytic 4b (gene sptbn4b). Gene Ontology annotation, molecular function: structural constituent of cytoskeleton; actin binding. The record is from RefSeq and is a predicted model, not a curated record. Gene Ontology annotation, cellular component: spectrin. Lineage: Eukaryota; Metazoa; Chordata; Actinopteri; Gadiformes; Gadidae.
CUCUCUCUCUCGCGUGCACCGCCGCACUGAUGCUCGCGUCCUUAAUAUCAAGAGCAUCUCCUGCCGGCUGCUGCUGCUGCUCGUGCUACUAGCCUAUACAGCACCAUCCAUGGGUACCGCCACGUUUUGAUGCACAUGACGGGCCGCUGCACCUGACGUCCGUCGCUCACGACAGAUCGCCAUCGUCGUCCACGCCAGUGAGGACUGAUCGUCGAUCAGCGGCUGGCUUCCUUGACUCAGCGAUGCGAGCUUAAAGGAAUAGGAGCGAAGUGCAUGUCUUCGCCGUUCGCCCGCUGCUGCUGCCGCUCCAUUGAUAACCGUCUUCUCAUCGAUUCAACCGAACGCCUUCUGUGUUGGUGGAUUAAACAACCCCACGAUUGAUAGCGACGCUGCAGGGUGUCUGGCGAGAUGGCCAAUGCCUCCCCAGAUCUGGACAACGCCGAAGCCCAGCGCCAACUCAACAACAACAACCGACCAAUCAGCUCGGGGCUCUGGGACACGGAAUGCACGAGCUCCAAGCUGUUUGAGUGCUCCCGCAUCAGGGCUCUGGCGGACGAGCGGGAUGCGGUCCAGAAGAAGACCUUCACCAAGUGGGUCAACUCCCACCUGUCCCGGGUGUCCUGCCGCAUCGCAGACCUGUACAACGACCUGCGCGAUGGCUACAUGCUCACCAGGCUGCUGGAGGUCCUCAGUGGAGAGCUGCUGCCGCGACCCACGCGAGGCCGCAUGCGGAUCCACUGCCUGGAGAACGUGGACAAGGCGCUCCAGUUCCUCAAGGAGCAGCGGGUCCACCUGGAGAACGUGGGAUCCCACGACAUCGUCGACGGCAACCACCGCCUCACGCUGGGCCUCAUCUGGACCAUCAUCCUCCGCUUCCAGAUCCAGGUGAUCAAGAUCGAGACGGAGGACAACAGAGAGACGCGUUCUGCCAAGGAUGCCCUGCUGCUGUGGUGCCAGAUGAAGACGGCAGGGUAUUCUGAGGUGAACAUCCAGAACUUUACCACCUGCUGGAGAGAUGGCCUGGCCUUCAACGCCCUCAUUCACAGACACAGACCGGACUUGAUAGAGUUCAACAAGCUGACGCGCUCCAAUGCCACUCACAACCUCCAACAAGCCUUUAAUAUCGCAGAGCAGAGCCUGGGACUCACCAAGCUCCUGGACCCCGAAGAUGUGAACACAGAGAACCCUGAUGAGAAAUCCAUCAUCACCUACGUGGUCUCCUACUACCACUACUUCUCCAAGAUGAAGGCCCUCAUUGUGGAGGGCAAGAGGGUUGGCAAGGUCCUUGAGAACUGCGUAGAGGCGGAGAAGAUCGUGAACCGCUACGAGGGGCUGGCCUCGGACCUGCUGGACUGGAUCGAGAAGACCAUCGCCGUCAUCAGCAACCAGAAGUUUGCCAACUCCCUGACGGGCGUACAGCAGCAGCUGCAGGCCUUCACCACCUACUGCACCAUCGAAAAGCCCAUCAAGUUUCAGGAGAAGGGGAACCUAGAGGUCCUGCUCUUCACCAUUCAGAGCAAACUGAGGGCCAACAAUCAGAAGCCAUACGUUCCUCACGAUGGAAAACUAAUUUCCGACAUCAAUAAGGCGUGGGAGAGGCUGGAGAAGGCGGAGCAUGAGAGGGGCGUGGCCCUGCGCAAGGAGCUGAUUCGCCAGGAGAAGCUGGAGCUGUUAGCGCAGAGGUUCGACCACAAGACCACCAUGAGGCAGGCGUGGCUCAACGAGAACCAGAGGCUGGUCUCACAGGACAACUUUGGCUACGACCUGCCGGCGGUGGAGGCGGCCAUGAAGAAGCACGAGGCCAUCGAGGCGGACAUCGCCUCGUACGAGGACCGCAUCGGCGUGGUGGUGGAGCUGGCCGGGGAGAUGGAGGCCGAGGGCUACUACGACAUCCGCCGCAUCCUGGCGCGCAAGGAGAACAUCUUGGGCCAGUGGGGCCUCCUGAAGGAGCUGGUGGUGGGCCGCAAGGCCCGGCUGGAGCAGAACCUGGCCCUGCAGAAGACCUUCCAGGACAUGGUGUACAUGAUCGACUGGAUGGAGGACACCCAGGCCCAGCUGCUGUCCCAGGACUUUGGGAAGCACCUGUUGGAGGUGGACGACCUGCUGCAGACCCACAGCCUGCAGGAGGCUGACAUCAGCGUGCAGGCGGAGCGGGUGGAGACGCUCAACUCUGCCGCCCUCAAGUUCACCACCCUGGAAGGUUACCAGCCGUGCGACCCCCAGGUGAUCUGUAACCGGGUCAACCACGUGUCCACCUGUCUGGAGGAGCUGAAGCAGCUGGCGGACAAGAGGCAUGAGGACCUGGAGGAGUCCAGGCAGCUCUGGGCCUUCUUCCAGGAGCUGGAGGAGUCGGCCGUGUGGAUCCGGGAGAAGAGCUCCAUCCUGGGGGCUCAGGGCUACGGGAAGGACGUCACCAGCGUCCUCAAGCUGCUGCAGAAACACAAGACCCUGGCUGGGGAGCUGCUGGCCCACCGCUCCCUGCUGCAGAACACCAUCAAGCGGGGCAAGCAGAUCCUGAGCGAGCAGAGCUUCGGCGCGGCGGGCAUCCAGGACCACAUCCUGGAGGUGAAGGCGGACUGGAAGAACCUGGAGGACCAGGCCGCGCUGCGCCUUCACCACCUGCAGGAGGCGCUCAACGCCUCGCAGUUCUCCACCGAGACGGACGACCUGCUGGCCUGGCUGCAGGACGCCUACCGCCUGGUGUCCAGCGAGGACUUCGGCCACGACGAGUACUCCACGCGCUCGCUGCUCAAGAAGCACCGCGACGUCAGCGACGCCGUGGACAAGCACCGCUCGCACGUGGUGGCGCUGCGGCAGCACCUGGGGGCGCUGCCCACGCAGUACCGCGACCAGGAGGAGAUCCAGGUGCGCAUGGGCGAGGCGGAGCAGCUGUACACGGAGGUGGUGGAGGUGGCGGUGCUGCGGCAGCAGUGGCUGCACGACGCACUGGCCGUCUACCGCAUGUUCAGCGAGGUCAACGCCUGCGAGCUGUGGAUCGACGAGAAGGAGCAGUGGCUGGACAAGAUGGAGGUGCCCGAGAGGCUGGAGGACGUGGAGGUGGUGGCGCACAGGUUUGAGAGCCUGGACCAGGAGAUGAACAGCCUGAUGGGGAGGAUCCUGGACGUCAACCAGAUCGUCCAGCAGCUCCUGGACGGAGGACACCCGUCCUCUACGGAGGUCCGAGGCUGCCAGGACCACCUCAACUCCAGGUGGAACCAGAUCGUGGAGCUGGUGGAGCAGAGGAAGGACCACCUGGACUCUGUGCUGCGGCUCCAGAACUACCUGCUGGAGUGCACCGAGAUCAAGUCCCAGAUCCAGGACAAGCGGAAGGCCAUCGACGCCACGCAGUACGCGGGCAGCGACCUGGGGGGGGUCCUGGCGCUGCAGAGACGCCUCUCCACCAUGGAGGGGGCGCUGUCCGUCCUGGAGCCCAAACUGAUGCACCUGCAGGAGGAGGCGGAGCACCUGGCCUCGGCCCAGCCGGCCCGGGCCAUGGAGGUGCUGGUCCCCUUCGAGGGCAUCAGCGUGGAGUGGGAGGAGCUGAAGCGCACGCUGCAGGGCUGUGAGGACUCGCUGAUGGUGGCGGGCCGGCUGCAGAGCUUCAUACAGGACCUGGACUCGUUCCUGACCUGGCUGGUCCAGACCCAGACGUCUGCGGCCUCCGACCAGCUCCCCAACACUCUGGAGGAGGCUGAGAAGCUCAUCAACAAACACGCUGCGCUCAAGGAAGAGAUCGGACGGUACGAGGAGGACUACGAGCGGCUGCAGGCGGUGAACGAGCUCCUGGAGACGGAGGAGGCCCCGCUGCCCCACGCCGCCCUGCAGCAGUGGCUGCAGAAGCUGGACGUGGGCUGGAACAAGCUGCUGGAGAUGUGGGAGAGCCGGAGGGAGGUUCUGGUGCAGGCCCACAUCUUCCACCUCUUCCUCCGGGACGUCAAGCAGGCCGAGUCCUUCCUCAACAACCAGGAGUCUGCCCUGGCGCUGGUGGAGGUGCCCACCACAGUGGAGACGGUGGAGGCGGCCCUGAGGAAGCACAAGGACUUCACCACCACCAUGGAGCUCAACCUGCACCGCAUCAAGGCCGUGAUCGAGGCGGGCGAGAGCCUCAUCAGCCAGAACAACAUCUACUCCGACCGCAUCCGCCAAAGGGUUGACGCCCUGGCCAGCAGGGGGAACCAGAACCGGGACCUGGCCCAGCAGUGGCUGGAGAAGCUCAACGUGCAGUGGGUGCUCCAGAGGUUCCACCAGGACUGUCACGAG